Molecule: messenger RNA, 1594 nt
Organism: Octopus sinensis (East Asian common octopus)
Lineage: Eukaryota; Metazoa; Mollusca; Cephalopoda; Octopoda; Octopodidae
Product: synaptotagmin-15-like
Exons: 8
Coding region: 371-1471 (366 amino acids)
Biological process (GO): regulation of dopamine secretion; calcium-ion regulated exocytosis; cellular response to calcium ion
Molecular function (GO): phosphatidylserine binding; syntaxin binding; calcium ion binding
Source: RefSeq, a predicted model, not a curated record
UAUAUGGAGACAUACUCAGCUAUAUGUAACACGCUUUAAGCCGCAUACACACGUACGUACAUCAAAGAACAUAUUACACAAUUUGUUCCGCAUCUUAUUUUGCAAUCAUCCUAACACCUCACAUCCACAGAGCACCCUUAUCUCUGACAACACGUACCAUAUACUUACACAGACCACCUUCUACAUACCCGGCUGCAAACCACUACCACUACCACCGCAACCGCAUCCACCUCUCCAAACAAAAAGCAUCCACCCACCUUCUUCAAAAUCAGUCACACCAUUACCCCCAAAACUACAAAAGUAACACCCAGGUACCAAAACCCAACUCUAUACCCCGACCCCCGCCCUUAAUUUUAUCCGAGCCACCCAAAUGAUCAAACGUAACACGUCUCUGUUCUUACUCCCCCUCAGCACCAAACAGAUCCCGUUCACCGUACCCCCACAUGGCACCCCCCAGGUGUCGCGUCGAUCGAGCAGAUCGCUCGGAGAGGAGCACCCAGCUGGCUACGGAUCCGAGCCUUCGUCUCCGGCGUUGAAACGUCCCUCGGUGGAGAUACCUGGUGCCUAUGAACUUGGGGCUAUAGACCCAAGUCUUUAUAAAAUUGUUGAUGAAGAUGAAGAUUACGACAUGUCUGACGACCAUAUCGGUCGAUUGUGGUUUACGGUGGAGUACGAACGGGAAACGGAAAAACUGCUCGUCACACUAAUAAAAGCGAAAAACUUACCCAGCCGUACAAUGAGUAGUUCAAACGGAUGCGACCCCUUCGUCAGGAUCUACUUAAUGCCUGACGAACGGCGCUAUUUACAGUCAAAACUGAGAAAAAAAACCUGUAACCCCAAAUUUGAAGAAAGCUACAUAUUCCAGGUAUCGCACAAAUCCUUUGACGAUCGAAUUCUGAAGUUCACCAUGUUUGAUGUGGAUCGUCACCGACGUCAUAAUGUAAUUGGACACGCAUUGUUCCCGCUCAAAGAAUAUGAUUGCGAGAAUAACGAGAGAAUGGUUAUUUGGCGGGAUCUCGAGAAAGAAGUGUCAGAGUCCACCUCCGACAAAGGGGAAAUAUUUAUUGCCUUGUCUUACAACAGCCAUUUGGAGCGCCUUACCACUGCUAUAUUUGAGGCAAGAGACCUGAAGAAAACAGACGGUAACACCAACGUUGGAAUGGAUUCCUAUGUGAAAGUGUGUCUCUUAAUUCAGAACAAGAUUGUCAAAUCGAAAAAAACUGCGAUUGUGAAGCGAACCAUCGACCCGAACUUUAGCGAGUCUUUCACUUUUAAGCUCUCUUCAUCGUCACUUGAUACGGCAAGCAUAAGUGUUAGCACUAUGCAACAUUUCACCGGUGCUAAAGACAAAAUGAUCGGCCGAGUGGUCCUUGGAUCUUUCAUGUUCGCUCGUGGUCGGGAGCUGGAACACUGGAAUGAAAUGUUGAGCAGUCAACGGGAUCAAAUCAGUUACUGGCACUCCCUCACCUAAGAAUCAACCUCUCCUUCAAUGAUACGAAUUACUGUAAUAGAGUUUAAUGUAUGUGCAUAUAUACAUAAUACAUACAUACAUACAUACAUACGCACACAAAUAUAAAUAUUCAUAUUUAUAUGU